Apis cerana (Asiatic honeybee) is the source of this 3285-nucleotide messenger RNA. RefSeq names its product pituitary homeobox homolog Ptx1 (gene Ptx1). The record is from RefSeq and is a predicted model, not a curated record. NCBI's taxonomy places the organism in Eukaryota, Metazoa, Arthropoda, Insecta, Hymenoptera, Apidae. Gene Ontology annotation, cellular component: nucleus. Gene Ontology annotation, molecular function: RNA polymerase II cis-regulatory region sequence-specific DNA binding; DNA-binding transcription factor activity, RNA polymerase II-specific. Gene Ontology annotation, biological process: regulation of transcription by RNA polymerase II; anatomical structure morphogenesis.
GCAGUCAGACAGUCAGGCAAGCCGCCCGGCAAGCAAGGAAGGCAGACAGGCUAGCAGGCAGCCAGUGCACCAGCCAAGACCACUAGAUCCGCUCGGCUUACCGACUUAGAGACUUAAGCCGGCAGGCAGUCCGAAAGGCUCAACCGGCUAAGCCUGGCGGACCCACCUACUACCGACGCGCGGCCACUACACGUUCCAUCUACUACGAAAACCGGCUACACUACCGCGACCUGCAGCACCCGCUCGCGCUUUCUUACGCUUCCUCCGUCUCUCCCUCUCUCUCUCUCUCUUUCUCUCUCUCUUUCUCUCUCUCUCACACACACACGCACACAUUCUCCAUCCACGCUGUCUGUCUGUCGUUCCUUAACGCGUGGCCACGUUAAGGUGAGAAGAGCAGCGGGACUAACGGAGCGUAGCCGGCGCGCCACGUUUCCACGGGGUUUCCGCUCGCCGAUCGUCCGUCCUCGUGAUGUCACGCCGCUGUCCUCGCGCCGAAUUUUCGCCCUCGGCCAACUCGUGAACCACGCAUUUCGCGCGAACCACGAGUCCAUGGAAAUCCUUGGUGUUGCCUCCGGUGGUGGCUCGUGGUGAACGAUCCGAUCCGCCCAAGUCCAGUGUACAUAACGGUAUAUACGUGUAUACGAAGGUGUCGCGGUUCUGUGAUGUCUGUCCACGCCUGGAUAUAUAAUACGUAUACGUAUACCUUGUGAUCCAAGUUCGAAGAGGAGGCUGGGAACAGUGCAGUGAAGGGAUUCGAUGUCCAGUGAGAGUCCAGUUUCGAGUUUCGAGGGAAGAAUCGAUAGAGAAAGGCCGCGUGUCUUUCUGUACCUGACAACCUUCUCAGAAGAAUCCUCCCUCCUGGAAGAAUGAUCGGAGAUUGAAUGACGGAGAGAGAGAGGCAAGUGAGAAUCUGGCAAGUAUCCGCGCGAGGAUACGAUGUGCGGUAGAUACGCGCAAUUUGACGUCUGUCAUUUGAUCGAGGUGUGCGCGGCUUCGACAUAAGUGCGAUCUACUUAAACCGCUUUUCGUUUCUACUCCAAAUCUCCCACUAUUAUCAUCUUGAUCGUCCUUACGUAACGCGUGUACGCGCGUCGUUUGUCCGCGGUUAUCUGAUUAAUCAGUCGGUUCUAUCCAAGGCGCGUGUGAUCUUCGCCACGCGGUGCAAGCAAACUCAACCUUGCCUCAACCGAUUCUAUGGAAGUAUCAAUCGUCCUCGACCACCCUCCUCGUGCGCCACCGUCAACCAACCCUCGUGCCCUCCACGAAGCCGCGACGAGCCCAACGCUCCCCCACCGACCCAAUCCGACGGGACGACGCGUUCUUCGAUCGCCGAGUAAAAAACUAUCCUCCAAUUGACUAACCCAUAUGACUAACCUCGUCAAAACCGGCAGUCGUCAAGUGCAAUCGUCCGUGCAAUCGUCGACCGACGAUAAUAACCGAGAAAUCCGCCAUCUCUGACGUUCGCCGCAUCUCGAGAGAAGAGGAAGAGGAAGAGGAAGAGCAUCGUUGCGGAUUUCGAGCCGACGGCCGUCGCCGUGAUAAAAGCGCGCGACAUUGCAUCGCCUGGACAAUUGGCUCGGGGACGUUCGAUGCGUUCCUGAGGCGAAGGUCGAGGGAUAGAGACGAGGUCCCCAGAGAUCGGUUUGAUCCGCGGCAAACGUCCUCGCGACGGGGGGUGGCACACGUUGAUCUUGGCUCGCGUUGUACAGAUCAGUCAACACGACGUUAACCUUCUACAGUAUGGAAAGGGGCAGCGGGGGCGGGGGGAGCCUCGAGCUAGCCGGCGGCGGAGGAGGAGGCGGCGGGAACACGGAUCUAUGCCUUCAGGAUCUGGUGACGGGAUCGACGGCCGGCCUGUCGGUCCAGCAUCACCAGCACUCGGCAGCUGCCGCGUCCAUGGCAGGCCUCCACGGCGACCACCUCCAAGGAGCGAUGCACCACCACGAUCUGCACGGGAACUCGCACCACGACGCCUCCAUGCUGCACAAUUCGAACCAUCAGUUGCACGAGCCGCUGGAGAAGCUGAAACGUGUAUGGGCACAGGGCGACUUCCGGGACGAGGUGACCGGGGGUUUGGCAAGGCUCGAUUUGACGGGUCACGGAGCUCACACUCCCGGUGGAAGCAACCCCAGCACACCGGGUGCGACACCCACGACACCCUCCGGUGGAUUUUCUACCGCACAACCUAGGUCCCGCACGAACACGACACACAGGCCGGAUAUCCGAAAAGAUGUUGCGACACCGACAGAGGUGAAACACGAAUUGGGAGCCGGUGGAGGGGUUGUCUCCCCUGACGGUGUGGUUGGGGUAAAUAACGCGGACGAUAAGGAUGGAAAGAAGAACAAACGCCAGAGGCGGCAGAGGACGCAUUUCACGUCCCAACAACUUCAAGAGCUCGAGGCUUUGUUCAUGAGGAAUCGGUAUCCAGAUAUGUCGACCAGGGAAGAAAUAGGUCUGUUCACCAAACUUCCAGAACCUCGUGUCAGGGUAUGGUUCAAAAAUAGGCGGGCGAAGUGGCGGAAGCAGACGCGAAACGCGAACACCGCGGCGGACACGGUCGACUUCAAGCCCGGUUUCGGCGCCAGCUUGAACAGCUUCAUCGGCCAGCCGUUCGCAGACCCGGACGCCCUCUACAGCUCGUACAGCCCGUACAACAACUGGGCGGCCAAAGUGCCCUCGCCUCUGAGCAGCAAAAGCUUCCCUUGGGUGAACACCCUGGGCUCGGUGGUUCCGACGGCGUCGCACCACCAUCAUCACACCCAAGUCAGCCCCGUCAACUGUUUCAACGCCGCGGCGACGUCCGUGGCCGGGAACCACAUGGGCGGGAUGUCCGUGUCGGUUGGCCAGGCGGCCACCUCCAUGCUUCCUGGAAUGGGCUCCGGGCUGGGGGUGGCCGGUUCACCGGUCGCGGCGACGGGAGCCGCGUGUCCUUACGCGGCACCCGCCGCGCCGCACCACCCUUACGGGCCGUCAGUGUACACCCCGCACCACAGAACAGCGGCAGCCCCGGAGAGCUGUACCGUGAUGACGUCGAGCAGCAUCGCCUCCCUUCGACUGAAGGCGAGGCAGCACAGCAGCGGCUACAGCCUGAGCGGGAACUCGUUCGGCAUGGACAGCACGCCGGUCUCGGCGGCCGGCAGCCCCGUCGGCUCGAGGGCUCCGUCCGUGGGCGGGGGCCCUCUGUCGGCGUGUCAAUACGCGCUGACCACGGCCGGCGAGGGGAACCCUCACUCGCCGAGCAGCGCGGAGGCCCACGUGAACGCGACGGCCAGGGCCCAGGUCUGA